Molecule: messenger RNA, 927 nt
Organism: Staurois parvus
Lineage: Eukaryota; Metazoa; Chordata; Amphibia; Anura; Ranidae
Source: the annotation of a GenBank genome assembly
CAAUGCUCUGCAAAAGGGAGGCUAACAAAACCUGCAGAGCGCAGAGGUAACAGGCAAGGACAACUUGGUCUGACCAGGUGUUGCUGCUUGACACCCAGGUGCCCAGGCGUUGGUGACACAGAGGUGCCCACAUGGGUGCUGGCGACAUGGAGGCACCCAGUUGGGUGCUGGCGACAUGGAGGCGCCCAGGUGGGUGCUGGUGACAUGGAGGUGCCCAGGUGUUGGCGACAUGGCAGUGCCCAGGUGGGUGCUGUUGACACUGUAGGUGCCCAGAUGGGUGUUGGUGACAUGGAGGCGCCCAGGAGGCGCCCAUGGGUGCUGGCGACAUGGAGGCGCCCAGUUGGGUGCUGGCGACAUGGAGGCGCCCAGGUGGGUGCUGGUGACAUGGCGGUGCCCAGGUGGGUGCUGGUGACAUGGCGGUGCCCAGGUGGGUGCUGGCGACAUGGCGGUGCCCAGGUGUUGGCGACAUGGCAGUGCCCAGGUGGGUGCUGUUGACACUGUAGGUGCCCAGAUGGGUGUUGGUGACAUGGAGGUGCCCAGGUGGGUGCUGGUGACAUGGAGGUGCCCAGACUUGCAUGAUAUGUUGUUGGCAACAUGGCAGUGCCCAGGUGUGUUGUUGGCAACAUGGAGAUGCCCAGGUGUUGCUGGUGACAUGGCAGUGCCCAGAACUUGCUGUUGACACGAGGUGCCCAGGUGGGUGCUGGUGACAUGGAGGUGCCCAGAACUUGCUGUUGACACUGGAGGUGCCCAGGUGGGUGCUGGUGACAUGGAGGUGCCCAAGUGUUGUUGAUAACAUGGUAAUGCCCAGGUGUUGUAACAUGGCAGUGCCCAGGUGUUGUUGGCGACAUGGCAGUGCCCAGGUGUUGUUGGCGACAUGGCAGUGCCCAGGUGUUGUUGGCGACACGGCAGUGCUCAGAUGCAUGACAU